AUGUUCGUUCGCUUUAAUGAAUACGAAUACAGUAGCCCUUACGCCGACAGGGAGGAGUUCUUCUUCGAUCAAGUGACAAUAGAAGAUCUUGAUACGAAAAGUGUUGCGGUAGCAGUAUUUCACCAUGACAGUGCUAAACUCGGCAAGGAUCUGCUUAUCGGUGAGGCGACGAUACCAUUACACGAAAUCCGAGAGUUGAAAAUGAGGAAGGAGGUGAAAGUCAUCGAGGAAAUCAAGCAGCAACCAACUAAGAAACUUGGGAAAGUAUACAUCUCGUCAUGCAUUGAGAAGGAUGCGAGACGAUUGACGAUCAAUCUGAAGAAGGUCGACGAUCUACCGCGAUCGCGUUUUUUGGGCGCCCCAGAUGUCUGUAUUAGAAUCACGAUGGCUCAAGGUGAAAAACAGCAAACGAAGUCGAGUCGAGUGCUGAAAUCGACGACGACAGCCGUUUACAACGAAGCGGUGAUGUUCCUUUUCAACACCACUAAAAAAGAUGUGGAUACAACGAAAAUCACAAUCAGCAUACACGAUAUGCAACGAACCUGCACUGGUGACGAUGUGAUUGGAUGUGCCUAUCUUGGAGUGCUCGCGCAUGACAAAUCCGAAAUCGAACAAUGGAAAAACACUGUCGAACACAUGGGAAAAGAGUAUAAGGGCACACAUAAUUUGAAAGCACCGCAUUCUGCUCCACCAGUACAUGUAGCCGAGACUGAGGACAACGGCGGCAUUUGA
This is a messenger RNA of Angiostrongylus costaricensis, 732 nucleotides long. Lineage: Eukaryota; Metazoa; Nematoda; Chromadorea; Rhabditida; Metastrongylidae. The record is from the annotation of a GenBank genome assembly.